AUGGCAGCAUGGCUUGACCUCGUCCCGGAUGUCAAAGGAUGGUCUUUGAUUGACACUGGUAGAUUGCAAGAGAUUCUUCAGGAUAUGAGCCACCCUGAGUCGCAAUUCCCCUCUUUCAUUUACUUUGCCGGUAACGGCCACCGGAUGAAAGCCCUCCGAGCACUGUUUACUCAAAAUAAUGUGACGCGAAAAGGACCAGCCGGACUGGUCCGGCUCCAUGUUAGCCCAGCAACUGUCCGUACCGAAAGCCCUAUCAUAUUUGCCGAAAGUAACCUUGGUAACCGGACUGGGCUUGGGGCUACGUCUGUUUGUGGGCAAUCUAUUACGAACUCUCGACGCUGGCCUAUCCAUCAUGCUUUGCCACAUGAAUUUGAGGACCUUGAACGUGCAGUGAUCAGGAAGCUCCUCUUUCCGUGGACGGAUAUCUUUUGUACCUUUGUGGAUUCACUUUCUGAAAUUGAGAAUUUAAAAAUGCUCUUUCAAAAUCCAAGAGAAAAAUUAGUAGUAGGUGGACAAGAGGUUCCAGAAACGAUGCGCAUGAUUAUUGUCCUGGAUGAGUCCCCUACUCGAAAUCAAGGUUUUUUCACUUGCAGAGGAUCAAUAUUUUGUUCGAGGCCCAAAGCUAGGGACAUACUCAGUUGUGUCUCCACCGAGAUUCCAGGUGGCAAAUUCCAGACCAGUCGUGGUCAUCAGCUCGGCUCUUUGCAAGAUGACGACGGCUGUGAUCUAUGUGGGUACUAUCGGAAAAAAGUAUCUUUCUCCGUUGCGAGCCUGGAUGAAGAGAUUACCCUUGGAAUUGCCAACGAUCAAAUAUACCACAAAAUUGGAGGCUUCCCGAAGUCGGUGUACGGGAUCCUUCAGGCGCAACAGGCUUUCGCUUAUUUCGGUCGCUCUGAUCACUCGGAAGUUUCCUGGCCGCCGAAAAGAUUUUGCUAUUGCUGUCAAAGGACCAGGAAGCGUGUUCAUUUCAUGGAGCCAGCCCUGGAAUUGAAACGACGACGGUUGUGA
This is a messenger RNA of Penicillium daleae, 1008 nucleotides long. RefSeq lists its product as uncharacterized. Lineage: Eukaryota; Fungi; Ascomycota; Eurotiomycetes; Eurotiales; Aspergillaceae. The transcript has 2 exons. The record is from RefSeq and is a predicted model, not a curated record. Bases 1 to 1008 code for a protein of 335 amino acids.